This is a messenger RNA of Panthera uncia (snow leopard), 4844 nucleotides long. RefSeq names its product LIM domain only 4 (gene LMO4). Bases 215 to 712 code for a protein of 165 amino acids. The transcript is spliced from 5 exons. Lineage: Eukaryota; Metazoa; Chordata; Mammalia; Carnivora; Felidae. The record is from RefSeq and is a predicted model, not a curated record.
ACGCGUUAAAAAAAAAAAAAAAAAAAAAAAAAAAAGGAAAAAAAAAAAAAAGCAGCCCUUAGCCCCCUCCUCCCCUUUCCUGCUUCUGCGAGAACAUCCCCCCUCCCUACAGCUCCGCCAGCCCAGGCGCCCCUUCCUUGGAAGCCGAGCGGCUUCGCUCGCUUUUCGCCGCCGCCGCCUCUCGCAGUAUUGCAAUAUAGGGGAAAAGCAGACCAUGGUGAAUCCGGGCAGCAGCUCACAGCCGCCCCCGGUGACGGCCGGCUCCCUCUCCUGGAAGCGGUGCGCAGGCUGCGGGGGCAAGAUUGCGGACCGCUUUCUGCUCUAUGCCAUGGACAGCUACUGGCACAGCCGGUGCCUCAAGUGCUCCUGCUGCCAGGCGCAGCUGGGCGACAUCGGCACGUCCUGUUAUACCAAGAGCGGCAUGAUCCUUUGCAGAAAUGACUACAUUAGGUUAUUUGGGAACAGUGGUGCCUGCAGCGCAUGCGGACAGUCGAUUCCUGCCAGCGAGCUCGUCAUGAGGGCCCAAGGCAAUGUGUAUCAUCUUAAGUGUUUUACAUGCUCUACCUGCCGGAAUCGCCUGGUCCCGGGAGAUCGGUUUCACUACAUCAAUGGCAGUUUAUUUUGUGAACAUGAUAGACCUACAGCUCUCAUCAAUGGCCAUUUGAAUUCACUUCAGAGCAAUCCACUACUGCCCGACCAGAAGGUCUGCUAAAAGGUCAGAGUAAUGCAGAAUGCGUGCCUUCAUCUCAGACUUUGUUCAUCACAGGUGGAUCCCAUGUGUCUUCAGUAGACAGGUCACCUUUGUAGCUAGCACCAGUGCCAGCUCCAUGCCAUUGCACCUUCUUUAGUCUUGACUGCCCUUCCCGCAUUUAUUGGUGUAUUAAAAUGACUGAAUAUGAACAUUAAGGACUCCAUGAACCUGGGCUAAUGGGGAGACUGUAGAGAAAAUGAAAAAAGAUCCACCGGAGGACAUCUUUGGGGGGGGAGGGAGCUUGGGAGGAGGGAAAUGACUAAUGAAGCUAAUUAAAAGAAGCAUUCAAAUCUGCUUUCUACCCUCAUUAACAAUUAGCAGGGCACUGGCCAGAGUUUGUACCCUGUGUUUUACCUUAACAACAUUCUAUUUGCUCUUUGUAUAUUUAAGUGUUGUAAGGAAAUGUGUUUCAAUCAAAACUGAACAUGAGAUAAAGGAAAGAGAUGUGGCUUUUGUGAUAUUCUAUCACAAACACUUUUAUUGUAUCUCUGUAAAAUACAAUGUAUGUAUGCAUGUAAGUGUUCUUGUCCUAAUGUUGCUACUUCCAUGGCAAAGAAAAGAAAAAAAGAAUGAAAAAAAAAAAAAAAGAAAAAAAUUGGAAAAAAAAUCAGGCUCAUAGCAGCUACUGUGUAGAAAUUUCCCCCUACUUCUAAUUUGCUGAAUGAAGAAAAAAAUCUUUUAUUUGUGAUAUUUUCAGAGACAUUUGCUCUAGUAUGGUGUAUUUAAAUAAUAAAAACUUAAAAGAAAAAAUAUUCGAUGGAGUUUGGAUUUAAACACUGCUCUUUCUCUUCGUUGUAUUUUGGAAAAAUUUAGUAGUUUUUGUUUGUUUGUUUGAUACCAACUUCACUCUAAAUCUUAAGGGUCAAGGGAGGUGUGGUGUGUGUGUUUAUUUAGCUCUGGGCCAAUAAGGUUUUUUUCAAAUUACUUAACCAUGCCAUUUUUGGCAGGGCUACAAAGCAAUGUUUCUAACGGAGUCCUUUUUAUAAGUUCAGAAUAUUCUGGUAACUUAAGCACUUCAUUACACUUCUCCUAUAUCACAGUGAAUCUUUUGUGUUUAUAUAUAAAUAUUUGUUUGAUUCUUCAGCUAUUCCGUUGAUUCAUUUUUCUCAAUAGGAAAGCCUUGGGUAUUGGCGAAAAGCAUGCUAAAGAAUGUGGCCUAACCGUCUUGUUCUCUUAACCAAGUUUAUAGCUUUUGAAGGAAAUAGCAUUUCUAAGCCAUACCUGUAUGCAUUUUGAAGUUUCCUUAGUCGUUAGGGACCCAGAGCUCUCUGACAGCCGACUUCAGUGGGUGGAGCCACCGUUUCCUGGUGAGCUUUUAGACUCCUGUGGUCUGCUGUAUGAUUUGUUUAUUUUGUUUUGCUCUUACGCUCCUCGCUCUGCCUUUCCAUAUGUUUGGGGUAGGAUUUCGAUUUCACUUAGUAGUAAUCUUGAGAUAUUUAGUUGCUAGUUCUGGGCAGCAGACCCAGCACCCCAGUGGCGCCCUGUGGAAAGCGUGCGUAGGCCAAGGACUUGGUGGCCCAUCGUCAGUGUUAGGAAAGACCAAAGAGGCUGCUGUGCCAGGUUUGCGAGCAGAUCUGCAGUACAGUUUGUAUCACAGGUUCAUAAAAAAACCAGGUGUGUUUAUAAGGCUACUUGAAAUAUUCUUUCUAAAAAUGGCAUUUGUUUUAUUUUCUCUUGUUCCCAGAAAGCUCCCAACGUAGACCUCUCAGAACAGGUUACAUAGAGAGGUCCAGUUCAGUACAUUUCAACCAGCAGUCAGUUUCCCUUUGGGAUCUUCUGCUUUCAAAGACUGCAGGCCAGGAGGAAAAAUCAGUUGCUCCACCGGCAAAGCUCCUGUGAACCUCCUGUAGGAGAAUUUAAAGGUAGAGAGUUAAAGUGAAUAGUUCUAUUAGAGCUUUAUGAAAAGAAAAUGCAAGAAAAAAAAAUGAACAAAAUCACAGACGUAACAGUAUCUGUUUGAGUUAAAUCCUGGGGGAAUUUCUAGGGACUAGUUCUGGUUCUUACAUUCCCCCCCCCCCCCCCUUUAAGCUGCUUUAAAGGAAUGUGGACUCUUCAGCAUAGAAAGGGGGAGUGUUAAUAAGAAUACCAGCAUCCCCUCUAUUCUUUUUGGCGUAAGCACUCAUGUCCCAUAUAGUGCAGAAAUUCAAAGGGGAUAGUUAAUAACUUUUAGUAAGUAAUACAGUGUGGCAUUUGGUGAUGUGGAGGGCUCAGGUCAUUAAAGACUUUAAAUGAACUAUUAUAUGGCUGAUUCCUCAAGCACUGCUGCAUAUUUAAUAACGAGCUUCUAAAAGCAUUUCUUAAGUUGCAGACCUAUAAGAUUACAAAUGUCACUCAUGUUAGUAUAAUCCACAUGCAAGUGAUGAAGCCUUCUCUUUGAUGUGCUAAAUUGGAGAAGGACUAAUGGAGCUAUGAAUAUACAAUAGAACAUAUUUAAGUAGUAGUCUUGCUUUAGGUAAAACACUUUCUUGAAACCAGAGGCAUUUCAAACAAUAAAACCCGGCUCUAAUGGGGAUGCUCUGUGUGGAUAGAAAGCUCCUAAAAACACUCAGGUUUAUUCUGAUGUGAAUGGUGAUUGUGUUCCUCCCCCAACCCCAACAUGGCUUAGAACAAAAAAAAAAAAAAAAAAAAAAAAUCCACGAGCUUGUUCACCUUUCAUCCAUUGCAUUUGCGAUGUUAGUGAGAUGUGCUCCAUUCUUUUGAAAGGACUUAUUUAAUAUUAACCACAUCAUAGAGCAAGAUGGCCCCCAAUCCCUACAAGCAAGUGCAAUUAAAUAAAAGCAAAUGUUACUGAGCCCUGCUGAACUCCUGAUUAAAAAAAAAUGUUUAUGAUACAUAUAAAUGUCUCAAUCAUGCAAAUUGUCACUCUUGCUAAUGAAACAAUUUUGUAAAAAGAUUGUCCUCUGAAAGGGUUUAAUUUUUUUUUUAUUUUUUUUAUUAUUGUUUUUUUUUUAUAUAUAUUUUUAACCUAUCUGUCUAGUUAGAUUUACACACCCCGAAAGGCAGGAAAGCCCGGAUGAAGCUUUUCUAAACCAAAUCGUUUGCCACGAGGAACUAUUUCCAGCUCUUCAUGAUUUAUUAGGAAAUAGUUUAACAUGGACUGUAGUGUCUUAUAAAAUAUAAAAUGAGAAAACUGUCACACCAAAAUGAAGCCUGUGAAAUUGUCAUCCUCUUACUAUUAACUGUAUUUAAGUUCUUUCUUUUGCUCUUAUUAACAGAUAUUUGAAACAACUAAUCAUCUAGAAUGAAGCUCUUAAAUUAAAUGGCUUUAAAUGUCAAUAGAGUAAGAUUCUAAUGUGUACUACUAUUUAUAUAAAAUAUUUUCUUAGGGCCAAUAAAUUCUACAACAGUGAGUCCAAGAGCUAUAUAUCAAGGCACUAAUAAAGAGUUUCCCUGAAACCUAAAUAGUUGUAAUUAAAGAGAGAAGAGGUUGUCCAAAGACUCCUUCACCUGUGAAUUACCUCCUGGGUGCUAGUGCACCUAUGACUCCCUUUGAGAGACUGUUGGAAACACAGAGCCUUUGCAAGUUGAUGUUAGUUGUCACUUUGUUACUAAGGCUCACCUAUUGUCAGUCCAGCCAAGUCACAGAAAUGCUUAUUGCAGUUAAAUAGCAAUUUGUUUCCAUGAAACUGCAAUUAAAGUAUUACUGAGCAGCUAUUUUAGAUUGGCAACGCUCUGAACGCAUGUUAAACAGCCAGCAACUCCCACUUGGAGAGUCUGAGCCCCGACUAGCAGCAAAGUGUAACACAUUCACCCAUGUUGGGUAUCUAGUUAAGAGGCAUUUGUAGCCCUCUGCUCCCAUCGUGAACAUGCUGAGAGCAAUGACAAGUCAGGGCUGAUUUUUGGAAGGUGAACUUGCAACUUACCUCAAGUGAAUACUAUUUCCAGUUGUACAAGAAGUGCUUUAUGCUAGUAGAUAUGUGCAUGUUUCCUAGAGGGAAUGUUUUGCGAGUUCAGAUUGAUUCUGCUGAGAAUGGACUGUAACUCGGAGGCCUCGAGCCAAUAAUGUACUACAGGUCCUGACAUGUUACAGCUGUGUAAACAGGGCCAUUCUAUCUCCUAAAUCACAACUAAUAAAGCAGAGGAUGAAAAUCAA